This is a messenger RNA of Hydractinia symbiolongicarpus, 2407 nucleotides long. RefSeq lists its product as uncharacterized. The coding region runs from base 165 to 1511 and encodes 448 amino acids. NCBI's taxonomy places the organism in Eukaryota, Metazoa, Cnidaria, Hydrozoa, Anthoathecata, Hydractiniidae. The record is from RefSeq and is a predicted model, not a curated record. The transcript is spliced from 9 exons.
CAGUCAGCUGAUAGACGAAUGUGAAUUUAUUAUGGUUAACUAUUUCUAGAUUAGAAUAUAAACAUUAGUUUUUUAUACCUAUUCCAGAUACAUGAAAAUAAAUGUUUUAGUAAGUUUAAAUACAUGAACAAGAGGAGAAGAAAUUCUUGUGAAGUUAAACUAAGAUGCCUCUCUAUGUUACUCUCCCACCUAAUCUUUGCAAAGAGUUAAAGCAUGAUGGUAGAUCUGUAUACUACAGCGAUUACUGUGCAAGGCAUACGAUGAGGAAACCAUCCCCCGAAAGAAAACCGUACACGUCAAUGAUAACACAGAACUCUGUCAACAACCUCAUCGGGACCGAUCACUACAGUACCCUACCACUAGGAUAUUCGCAUCAAGAUUACGACGAAACACUAGAUCGAAUCUACAAAAACUCCACAACAGGAAAUAAUGUGAAAGAAGACAAAGACGAUUCCACAAAAAACUUAGAUAAUAUACUGUUAAAUAAAGCUCCAAAGGUUUUCAACGAUAUAGAAACUGCAUGGGCAGAAGAAGUGGAUGCAACAAAACGGGAUAGAGGAUUAAUUUAUGGUGCUGCAGGUAAAGGAAUGGAUACUCAGAGUAAAAAGUUUGGUGAUACAGCAAGUAAGAUGCAUCCUGGAUUUGACAGAUGGUUGAAUACUGCUAAUGAAUACGAGAAAGAAGUGGUCCACAAAUUUAUGUCAACCGUCUCUGAAGAUCCUAAACAGCAAGUAGAAUCCAGACAGGCUUCAGCCAGACCGAAGACAUGUGAGAGUCUACCAAGCACAACACGUGGCAGUCCUGUCGAAAUGAAGACUUCUACAACAAAGAAAGUCCGAAUCCAUUCCCCUCCCAAAUCUGCCCCUCCCUUGCUGUCUGGCCGUUCAACACGUAGUCCUAAAACUAUUCAUUAUACUCCACCGGGCUCAGCUAGCAAACUAAAGUCAUAUAACUACUCUCCACCGUGCUCAGCCAGCAAACGAAGAGAUACGUGGCUUCCAUUGACAAGAGCGUCUUCUGAUCAAGGUUCUGUUUUAUCGUCUUCAAGCUCCACAAGAUCAUUCGCAGAAAUACCAGGAUACAAGAAUGUUUCGACACAAUUACCUCACCCAUACAAGGAGAAACCAAGCUCGCCGCUGUACAAUCCAACACAUAGAAGAUCAAUUUCGUCACCAGCCUCCAGUUUUAAACACAGUUGCCAAAACUGUGAAGCAUGCAAGAAGAAAUUGACGAAGAGAAUGUUAAAAGAGUUGUCUUUGGAGAAUCCAAAAUCAUGUGAUGAAAUAAAGAAAGAAAGGUCCCGUUACCCUAAAACCAUCUCAACCUAUCUGUACCAGCCAGUUGAAGAUUAUGCACAUCCUGGGACUUCUUUUCACACAGUGAACAAGCUUAAAAGGGGUUACUUUAUCAUCCAUCCUGACUUUGUAUCAGAACAUCCAGCUAACCUGGCCAUGAAAAGAGUUGUAAACAAGAAGUAUUUCGGAGAAUCAAAACCAGCUGCAGUGUACUGAAAAAACAAACAACAUUAUUUUAUUGAGAAAAAUUUCGGCAGGGAGAAAUUUCGUGAUCGAGGUCAAUCAAUUGUACAUGCGUUUUUUUUUAUUUCUUCGGGGUUGAAUAUUUUGAAAUGAUGCGGAAUUUUUUCCCGUAAAAAUGUACUCUGAGCAAAAGCACAUGCGCAGUGAAAUUGCUGCUAAUUUAUUAACACAAAGACAAAGACAAAUUGUAAAAUAACAGAUCAUGUGUAAUUAUAAUUGAUGGAAAAAUGUGAUUGAUUCUAAUGUUUGUUUUUUUUUAUUUAUUUAUUUAUUUUGAAAAGGCUGAUAUUUAAAAACUACUUCUUUCUUAAACCAACGUCAUGUAAACAAACGACUCUGAGCGACCCGUAAAGUUUCAUCACAGAUACGACAAUAAGAUACUGCAAUUUUUAUUAAAACAGAUUGUAUUAGACAUGGCUGUGUUUAAAAGUUCUUACUUUUAAAGGGAACAUAAUAAUAUGAAUAUAUUUUUUAACUUGUACAAAAGGCCUAAUUUUACCUUGACUGGUCGAUGCCCGGUAGCUGUUUGAACACAAAGUUGUCACCAUGCGCGGAGUAUAUUUGGUAUAAUCAAAUCUAGAUAUCUCUAUUAUAAUAGCCGUAUUCCGUCUGUCUGUCUCUGCGCGGACCCCCCGCUGAGUUAGAAAAUGAUGUUACGGAAACACGAAUAUCAAAUGCGAUAUAUUUUUAUCCACUUUGUUGCGACGGGUAAAUAUAAAGGACGGGUGAACCCGUGGAUUUUCCACGGGCUAACGACUAGUCUAUAUCAUAAUGCCCGUAUACGUCUUUCCGUCCGUCCGUCUGUCUGUCACGCAAAAUGGUAGCUUAGCUGCGACGGGCGAACACGGGCUAAUAUACUCAAUUAAAAA